UACACGAAUACGCUUAUUUUGUGUCCGAUUUGUGUCGUGUUAGUGGAUAAUUUUUGUCCGCUCUACGAAUCUACUAUGGAAAUACUUGUUGCUUUCUUUUUCGGGUACUUUUCCGGUAAAAAAACCAAAUCUUUCCUAAAGCGAUAGAAGGAAAACCCAAAACUCCAUGAAAAACAAGCGAACACACAAAAAAUUAUACUCAUCUUCAACCUCAAUCUUCUGCAACUUAUACUACAAGGCUGCAACUGUACGCACAGAUUUUCAUUACUCCAAAUUCUAACCCUUUUCUCUGUUUUUUUUUUUUUUUUUUUCAGUUUCUUCAAAAGUGUGGGAAUUUUCUGUAAAUUAUGUCACCAAAAUCCCUAACAUCUCGUAAUUCGAUUGAUUCAUGUUUGUUCCAACUCAAUACAUGGAAACCCUUCAACAAUUACACAAACCCUAAUUCAAAUCCCAAAACCCUAGAUUCCGAUCCCUACAUUUCUGCAAACCCCAAUUCCAACUCGAACCCUAAUCACAAGAAGACAUCUGGGCUUCACCCUAAGCGUCCUUGUUUAUCUGACCGAGCUACUUCUUUGUUUUCACUUUCUAUUGACUCCAUUGAUUUCUCCAAGCUCAGCCUAUUCGACGAUGGCGGUGAUAAGUCCCGUAAUUAUAACAGGAAGGAUAAGUUCCGGUGGAUGGCGAAGAAGCGACGCCGCCGAGGCGGGUCACGUUCUGUUUCUGGGAGGAGUAGUGAUAUUAGUGGGACCCGCAAUGGGAGGUGCUGCUCAGUGGGGGCAACGGCAACGGCUACUUGCUCGGACUUUAUGGUGGCGGCCGGCGGGACGGAUUCCAGUGGUGAGUUGUUUGUGAAUGGUGGUGGAAUUGGAAAUGGGAACGGAAAUGGAUGGGCUUCUGAUGUGAGUGAGGCUAGGAGAGAGAGGGGGAGUGGAGUUGGGGAGAGGGAGAGUUUGAAUUUGGGUUUCGGGUUUGAUGCUCAGGGGAGCGAAUCCGGGUACGGGAGUGAGCCCGGUUAUCGUGGGGAUGCCGAGUUUGGGUAUGGCGAUGAGGUUGAUGACGAGGAUGAUGAUACCAGGUUGUUGCUGUGGGGUGACAGAUUUGGAGGUACCAAGAUAGAGACUGUAGGGGAGAACACAUUCUCAGAGCAGAAAUCCCAUCACAGAGGUCGCAGAAAGAAGCAGGACUGGAGAAUGAUGGCUUCUGUGAGAUGAUGGUUCAACCCCUUCUUUAAGUAGCGUGCGUAAUCCCUGAAUUUGUUUGAGCUCGAUUUUUACUACUGUUCACCAACACAAUAGAAAGCUAUAGCUUGGCAACCCUGUACGUUUACAUGCGCUAUCGCCUUAUUGGUAUUGGAAGUUUUUUUUGGCAAUCUUCCAUGUAAAAUGAUACACGAGGGUGUUCCGGAAGCCACAUUGUAAAUUUAUCAACUCUUACUCCGUAACUUUUGUUGAGCUUGUGUGAAAAAGGGGUCAGGGGUAGAUUGCUGAUUUAAGCCUGUAAUAUUUUUUUACUGAUUAUUUGUUUCGAUAUCUUGGGGAAACAACUUUGUAACAUAUCAUGUGAACAGCUGAACACUGAGUAAAAAUUGCCUUCAUAGGCAGGAAAUUUAUCUGUGCUA
Molecule: messenger RNA, 1618 nt
Organism: Spinacia oleracea (spinach)
Lineage: Eukaryota; Viridiplantae; Streptophyta; Magnoliopsida; Caryophyllales; Amaranthaceae
Exons: 2
Coding region: 348-1211 (287 amino acids)
Source: RefSeq, a predicted model, not a curated record